AUGCUCUAUAAUGCGAUCGCAAGUGCACGGAGGAGGGGAUUUGUUGGGCCCCGUCGCGCAUCACUAUUGGCGGCUGAGGCAUUCCGCCGUGUGAAAAUCCCUGCGAAGCCAGUUCGACUGGCCAAGCGCCGUGAUCCAGUCGCGGCGGCGCAGGCGCCGAUGGGCGACAAGGUGGACUACGAAGAUCAGGAUGCCGAUGAAAACUCUAAGCCGCUACAAGUUGCAGCGCUUUUCUCAAGCCGUCGCUACUCUUCAAAACAUUCCGUGCGAUCUGUCUCCUCAGAGGAUGUACGAUACACUAACAUCAAAACGCUAUUCAAGGACUUCUGCAAUAGGACGAGUUCUCACGGAGUCCCAUUUUUGGGUUCUCCGUCUUUCUUUGGAUGGCGGGUUUGGAUGGUGGUAUGCUUCUGUGCCGCCACUCUUUUCCUGUUCCAAACCUACUGGACACUAUCGGAAUAUUUUCAGUACAGAACAAUAAUAGAGAUGCAGUUAAGGUUCGAAGCAGCUCCUUUCCCGGCAGCUACGGUAUGUAACUUGAACGCAUUCAAAUACAGUGAGCUUAUACAGUACGAGGAAAUUAAAGAAGGGUUUGACUACUGGGAAAGAGUGAUUAACGCACGAGAGAUGAACGAAAUGCUUCGAAACGAUGCUAUGAUGGUUGACCUAAGGCAAAAACGUUCACCAUUGAAUUUUCCAAUUGAUGAGCAUGAACUGCAGGGAGCUGUCUAUCAACCUGUAUUUGUUCGGUGCACCUGUUUGAAUAGCGAACAAUGUGUGCCUAAUAGGAAUCCGUUGGAGGUAAACGCUUCCGUAUGCAUGUGCUUUGAAGAUGUUACUAAAGGACUCAUAUGGCCAUGCUACCCUACCACUGUGUGGACGGUUAAGAAAUGUUCUGGUUGCUCCGCUAUUUCGAACACAUGUCCGGAUCCUGACCACCACAACGUCACCGGUGUCAGCCAACCUUGCCUAUGUCAAAGCAUUUCGCAUCACUGCAUGGUACAUCCAAAGGAUGAGAUAAAAUGGUGGAAUCCAAACAACUACACUAUUUUUCCUGUAACAGAUCCUCCAACAACUGUGGUGACGGAGACUGAACAAGCUUUUGGGCUAUCGGAACUGAAAGAUAAAGCUUUACCACGAGACACACGCAAGAAUCUUUCCUACACACUUAAUGAAUUUGUUCUCCGGUGUUCUUUCAAUAGUAAGGAUUGUAAUAUGGAUCGAGAUUUCAAACUUCACGUUGAUCCUGAGUAUGGGAAUUGUUAUACUUUUAACUUUAAUGACUCUGUAGAACUUAAGAAUAGCAGAGCUGGACCGAUGUAUGGACUGCGUUUACUGCUUGACGUUCACCAAGACGACUACAUGCCUACCACUGAAGCAGCUGGUGUUCGCAUCGUUGUGCACGAACAAGAUCAGGAACCGUUCCCAGACACUUUCGGCUAUAGUGCUCCUACGGGUUUUGUGUCCUCUUUUGGUCUCAAAACGAAGGUUCUUCAUCGGAUGGAUGCUCCUUACGGGUCCUGCAGCGAUACGUUCCGUCCAGAGCGAUACAUUUACGAAGAGCAUUAUUCACCAGAGGGUUGUCAUCGAAAUUGCUUCCAGCUGAAAGUUCUUGAUGAAUGUGGAUGCGGAGAUCCACGAUUUCCGUUGCCGUCUGAUGAGAAACGAUAUUGUAGCGCGAAAAGCGUUGUCGACAGACAAUGCCUUUCGAACCUUACUAGUGCUUCUGGAGGAUACCAUCAUUUACAGCUGGAAUGUGACUGUCGCCAGCCAUGCACUGAAAAUGUGUUUGAAACUGCUUACUCAGCAGCUGCCUGGCCAUCUGUGAACUUCAAGAUUGGUGUCGAUUGUCCGGCCGUACUUGACAUCUUCAACGACACCGAGGCGUGCACGGAAUAUUACCGAGUGAACACUGCAUACAUCGAGAUCUACUAUGAACAGCUAAACUUUGAGACACUCAAGGAGACGGCCGGCUAUACCAUGGUCAAUCUGUUCUCUGACUUUGGUGGUAACAUUGGUCUGUGGAUUGGAUUUUCCGUGAUCACCAUCUGUGAAAUCAUCGAGCUUAUUUUCGAAAUUGGCUACUAUUUGUUGUAUAUCAAGCCAGUACGAUAUCAUAAGAAGGUGAAGCGAAGGAAUCAAGAAGAAAAUUUGAGUCUUCCUCAAUUGCUGGACCGACACGUCUAUCAUGGAAAAUAUGGAUUGAAGAACCAGAGCCGCAUGAAACAAGAGAAAGACGGUUACGGCUGA
Messenger RNA from Necator americanus (New World hookworm), 2250 nucleotides. RefSeq lists its product as uncharacterized. Gene Ontology annotation, cellular component: plasma membrane. Bases 1 to 2250 code for a protein of 749 amino acids. The record is from RefSeq and is a predicted model, not a curated record. Gene Ontology annotation, biological process: sodium ion transmembrane transport. The transcript is spliced from 21 exons. Lineage: Eukaryota; Metazoa; Nematoda; Chromadorea; Rhabditida; Ancylostomatidae. Gene Ontology annotation, molecular function: ligand-gated sodium channel activity.